AUGGACGUGCAAAAGGUUCGAGCCAACUUCCCGGCGCUGGGCCAGGACCAGGUCUUCUUUGACAAUGCCGGGGGCAGCCAGGUCCUUGGAUCCGUCGUUGAUUCCUCGGCGCCACUCCUGGGCGCCUCAACGACCCAGCUCUUCCGCAACUUCGCCUCCACGCUGACCUUCCAGGCCGGGGAUGAGAUCGUUGUCUCGGCCAUCGACCACGAGGCUAACAUUGCUCCGUGGGUCGACCUCGCGAAGCACCAGGACCUGGUCCUAAAGUGGUGGAGGCCCGCCGACCCCGCGACCUCUCUCAAGCUCCUCGCCUCGGACCUGGCGCACCUGCUCUCGUCGCGCACGCGGCUCGUGACCUGCACGCACGCGAGCAACAUCCUCGGCACAAUCCACGACAUCAAGGCCAUCAGCGCCGCCGCCCACGCCGCCAGCCCGUCGGCGCUCGUGUGCGUCGACGCGGUGGCGUAUGCGCCGCACCGCAAGGUCGACGUCCGCGCCCUCGGCGUCGACGUCUACGCCUUCAGCUGGUACAAGGUGUACGGCCCGCACAUCGCGACGCUGUACGCGGCCGCCGGGUCUGCCCAGACCCAGAUGCGCAGUCUCGGCCACUUCUUCAACCCGCACGCCACGCUCGAGAACAAGCUCGGGCUGGCGGGCGCCAGCUACGAGCUCGUCGGGGCCAUCGGUGCCGUGACGGCGUACGUCGGCACCGUGGGCUGGGAUGCGAUACUCGCGCAGGAGGCGGAGCUGCAGGGCACGCUGCUGGGGUACCUCAACGGGAGGGACGACGUCACCGUGCGUGGCGAGACGAGCGCUGACGGGGCUGUCAGGGUGCCGACGGUGAGUUUCACGGUGAAGGGGUGGGACUCGAGGGAGCUGGUCGAGACGGUGGAGAAGGAGACGAGGUUUGGGUUCAGGUGGGGUGCUUUCUACUCUAACAGGCUGGUGAAUGAGACCCUGGGGCUUGGGAAGGAUGGGGUUGUGAGGGUGAGCAUGGUGCAUUAUAAUACUGUGGGAUCGCAUCUGAACCUGGACAACCACGUCUCAACCUUCACCACCACACCACGAAACACCGGCGUGGACCAGCCAGCCAUGCUCCCCACGCCAGACACCUCACAUGUGUCCUACUCAAGAGUCUACGAGCCGGCCGAGGACUCGUUUCUCCUCCUAGACACGCUCUCCUCGCCCUCAGAAACCGCCUUCCUCCAACAGCGCUUCGGUCCGCCCAGCCGUGGCGGCGACAACGACCACGGACGGCCGCCCCCACCGCCGCUAGUCGUCGAGGUCGGCACCGGCUCGGGCGUGGUGCUGGGCUUCGUCCACGCGCACGCGCAGCCCAUCUUCGGCACCCGCGGCGUGCUCACGGUGGGCGUGGACGUCAACGCCUUCGCGUGCGGCGCGACGGCGGCAACCGCCGCCCGAGCCGCCGCCGACAACCCGGCCACGCACGGCACGUUCCUCGGCGCCGUGCGGGGCGACCUGCUGGCGCCUCUGCGGGCGGGGAGCGUCGACGUUCUAAUCUUCAACCCGCCGUACGUGCCGACGGACGAGCUGCCGGCGCAGGACGACGCGCGGCUGGCUGCUGCCGGGGACGGGGAGGGGAGCACGAUGAGCGCGAGCGCCAGGUUCGACCGCGACUCGUACCUGCUGUCGCUGUCGUAUGCCGGCGGCAGGGACGGCAUGGAGAUCACGGACCGGCUGAUCGAGGCGCUGCCGGGGGCGCUGAGCGCGAGGGGCUGCGCGUACCUGCUGCUCUGCGCGGGCAACAAGCCCGACGAGGUAAAGGCGAGGAUCCGAGGGUUUGGGCCAGCGUGGCGGGUGUUGACCGUUGGGGACAGCGGCAAGCAGGCCGGGUGGGAGAAGCUUCAGAUCAUUAGAAUUUGGAGGGACGACGGCGACCACGAUACUAGCACCUAA
Messenger RNA from Diaporthe citri, 1917 nucleotides. RefSeq lists its product as uncharacterized. Bases 1 to 1917 code for a protein of 638 amino acids. The record is from RefSeq and is a predicted model, not a curated record. Gene Ontology annotation, molecular function: methyltransferase activity; nucleic acid binding. The transcript has 4 exons. Gene Ontology annotation, biological process: methylation. NCBI's taxonomy places the organism in Eukaryota, Fungi, Ascomycota, Sordariomycetes, Diaporthales, Diaporthaceae.